Messenger RNA from Quercus lobata, 1470 nucleotides. Its product is annotated as L-type lectin-domain containing receptor kinase S.4-like. The coding region runs from base 1 to 1470 and encodes 489 amino acids. NCBI's taxonomy places the organism in Eukaryota, Viridiplantae, Streptophyta, Magnoliopsida, Fagales, Fagaceae. The record is from RefSeq and is a predicted model, not a curated record. Gene Ontology annotation, biological process: protein phosphorylation. Gene Ontology annotation, molecular function: ATP binding; carbohydrate binding; protein kinase activity. The transcript has a single exon.
AUGGUCCCCGAGUAUGCUAAGCUUGGAGGCCAUGGCCUUGCUUUCACAAUCUCUCCUACCAAAGAGACUCCAGGGGCUCUACCAAGUCAGUAUCUUGGUCUGCUCAACAACACCGAUCUUGGCAACUUCACCAACCACAUAGUUGCGGUUGAAUUUGACACUGUCCAGGACUUUGGGCUCAGGGACAUCAAUGACAACCACGUUGGCAUUGAUAUCAAUAGCUUAGUAUCCAACAAAUCUGCCCCGGCUGCUUAUUUUGAUGUUACUAAUAGUUCGAUCCAAGUUCUCAAUUUGAAGAGUGGUCAGGUAAUUCAGGCUUCGAUAGAAUAUGAUUCUCAAAGUAAUCAAUUAGAUGUAAAACUUUCACCUUCAUCUACAAAACCAAGGUCUACACUUCUGUCUUUUCACGUAGACCUCUCACUAAUUCUUCAAGAAUCUAUGUAUGUUGGUUUUUCUUCUUCAACUGGUUUGCUCUCUAGCUCUCACUAUAUCACGGGUUGGAGCUUUAAGAUGAAUGGAGAAGCUAAAUCUUUGUCUUUGGAUCAACUCCCUCCACUCCCAGCAGGGUCUAAAACAAACAAUAAAACAGGCGUAAUUGUUGGUGUUUCUGUUUCAGCUGCAUUAGUAAUAAUUUUGGUGAGUGGUUUGGCUUUUUACCUCAUCAGGAAAAUCAGGAAAGCUGAUGUGAUUGAGACCUGGGAGCUUGAUAUUGGUCCACACAGAUUUUCUUACAAGAAGCUGGAGAAAGCAACAAGGGGUUUUAGAGACAAGGAGCUGCUUGGGUUUGGUGGGUUUGGCCGAGUUUAUAAAGGGACACUGUCAAAUUCAAACACCCAAGUUGCAGUUAAGCGAAUUUCGCAUGAAUCAAAGCAGGGUUUGCAAGCAUUCAUAUCAGAGAUUGCUAGUAUUGGUCGGCUUCAACAUAGAAAUUUGGUUCAAUUAUUUGGAUGGUGUCGGCGAGGAGCAGAUUUGUUACCUGUUUAUGACUUUAUGCCUAAUGGAAGCUUGGACAAGAACAUAUUUGAUGAGCCUAAAACAAUUCUGAGCUGGGAGCAGAGGUUUAAUAUCAUCAAAGGUGUGGCUUCAGGGCUUUUAUAUUUACAUGAAGAGUGGGAACAAACUGUGAUUCACAGGGACAUCAAGGCAGGGAAUGUUUUAUUAGAUUCUGAGCUAAAUGCACGGCUUAGUGACUUUGGUCUUGCUAAACUAUACGAGCGUGGCACCAAUCCAAGCACUACAAGGGUUGUGGGCACAUUGGGUAAUCUAGCCCCUGAGAUCACACGCACAGGCAAGCCUACAAAAAGCACAGAUGUGUUUGCAUUUGGUGCUUUGUUGCUAGAAGUGGUAUGUGGUAGAAGACCUAUUGAGCUUAAAGCAUUGCCUGAGGAGCUCAUGUUGGUGGAUUGGGUGUGGGAGAAAUGGAGACUGGGAGCAAUAUUUGAAGUUGUGGAUUCAAGAUUGGGGGGGUGA